Molecule: messenger RNA, 9791 nt
Organism: Eurytemora carolleeae
Lineage: Eukaryota; Metazoa; Arthropoda; Copepoda; Calanoida; Temoridae
Gene: rg
Product: neurobeachin-like
Exons: 81
Biological process (GO): intracellular protein localization
Cellular component (GO): cytosol; membrane
Molecular function (GO): protein kinase binding
Source: RefSeq, a predicted model, not a curated record
UUAAUAUAAACUUCUAAAUGUGUUUCAGAUGCCAAAAUACAAAAAUGAAUGAUAAAAGUGAGGAAGGUGACCCCAGUGACCCGAGGGUCAUAGAGGUCAAACGUCCCAACGAGGUCAAGCUGGCUGAGGUCAAGAAACCCCAAGAGGUGGUCAGUAUGGCUUUAAAGGACAGCCUCAAGUUUGGAAUUUUAAUAGGAAUGUUGGAUUUGAAAACUGUGAAGAACAAAGAAAUAGUGGAUGCUGUUCUACAUUUGUUGGUUGGAGGGGAGUUUGAUAUGGAGUUGAACUUCAUCAUUGAGGACCCAGAGAAUAUCAGGAACCUCAUGGAGCUCAUCGAUCAUUGCCAGCAGGAUCUACAGGCUGAGCUGUUUUCUGUGUUCAUUGCUAUUCUGAAGAAAUCUAAUCGAAAUCUUCAGGCGUGUACUGAUAUAUCCUUAAUAGAACUACUGCUUCAGAGACUACCAGACGUAGAACAGAUUGUAGCAGAUCUAAUAGUAGAACUACUGGGUGUAGUAGCAAGCUACUCUAUCACUGUAAGGGAGCUGAAGAUCCUCUUUUCCUCGAUGAAGGCCAGUAACAUGAUGUGGCCGAGGCACUCCACCAAGCUGCUUACAGUUCUCAGACAAAUGCCAAAUAGGUCUGGUCCCGACGUGUUCUUCAGUUUCCCCGGCAAGGCUGGGAGUGCGAUCAUGAUUCCUCCACUAGCCAGGUUUCCACAGGAAAAUGGGUUUACCUUUUCAACCUGGUUCCGAUUAGAUCCUUACAAUUCAGUCAAUAUAGAGAAGGAGAAACCUUAUCUGUACAGCUUCAAGACGAGUAAAGGAGUUGGAUACUCAGCACAUUUUGUUGGAAACUGCCUUGUGCUCACUUGUAUGAAGAUCAAAGGGAAAGGAUUCCAGCAUUGUGUUAAGUAUGAGUUCCAGCCUAGACGAUGGUAUAUGCUCGCAAUAGUUUAUAUUUAUAACAGAUGGACUAAAUCUGAGAUAAAGGUGUUUGUAAAUGGUCAGCUUGCCAGCAGUACCGAGAUGGCCUGGUUGGUCGCUCCCACGGAGCCCUUCGACAAGUGCUUCAUCGGGUCCACGGCAGACCUCGAUAAGGAUCGUGUAUUCUGCGGACAAAUGGCAGCUAUCUAUCUAUUUAGUGAAGCGCUAACCCCUCAUCAGGUUUGCGCUAUGCACCGACUAGGUCCUGCAUACAAGAACGCCUUCAAGUUUGAGAAUGAGGCGGGGCAAUCCCUCAGUGAGAAUCAUAAAAAGGUAUUGUAUGACACGAAGCUCUCCUCCUGUAUUGCAUUCUUGUUUAACCCUGUGUCUGUGGACUCCACCCUCUGCCUCCAAUGCGCACCAAAAGGAAAUACUGCAUACUUUGUACAUUCUCCGCAUGCUCUGAUGCUACAGGACGUUACAGCAGUUGUUACAAGAUCAGUUCAUUCUACUCUCAACUCAAUAGGAGGAAUUCAGGUUCUAUUCCCGCUCUUCUCCCAGCUGGACUAUCCAGUUCUUGGUUGUGAUCCAUGUGCAGUAAGGCGUGACCCUGGCAUGUGCUCCAGUCUUAUGCAGUUCAUUUGUGAGCUCAUAGAGGUCUCUACUAGCAUUCAGCAGCAGGUUAUUUCUGGCCGAGGGUUUCUCGUCAUAUCUCAUUUGCUGUCGAAAGCCAGCAGGGAGCAUCUGACCGGGGAGCUGUUGAACACCUUCUUAAAACUCACCAAGUUCCUGGUCACGGCUCAGAACAAUAACAGUGAUCUACUUCUCAAACAGUUGCUAGAUCAUUGUUUGUUUAAUCCUGGGCUCUGGAUACAAACACCGGCAAAUGUGCAGAUCAGGUUGUACAGUUACCUGUCCAGCGAAUUCCUGGCCGACACACAGAUAUACAGUAAUGUGCGACGAGUAUCUACCGUUCUUCAAACAAUGCACACCUUAAAAACAUACUACUGGGUCACAAGACCGCAGAGUAAGGAUAAAGAAGAGGAUUUAAACAUUAAAGGAUUAGAGAUAUCAAGACCAAACCCAGAGGAUCUUCUAACCAUUAGGUCAGUAAUCCCUCAUUCUUCCUUCAGUCCUAUAGUGGUACACAAAAUUAAGCUAUUAGACAUAAUUAACAGAUUUUACACUUUUGGUUGUUUCUCUUUUGAUGAAAACCUCGAGGAUGUUUUGAAUAUACUCAUCCAACUCAUGAAUGAUCAUCCGGCCAGUCUCAUCCCGGCCUUCGAUGCCAAGGGUGGUGUUAAAACUGUUUUCAAGCUUUUAGAGUCACAGUCCCAGGUUAUCAGGCUUCAGGCCUUGAAGCUGUUGGGAUUUUUCCUCUCUAGGUCAACUCAUAAAAGGAAGUAUGACGUGAUGAAUCCCCAUAACUUGUACAGUUUACUUGUUGAGAAACUUCUUGUACAUGACACCCAUCUUACUCUACCCGUGUACAACGUGCUGUACGAGAUACUCACGGAGCAUGUCGGACAGGAAAUAUUUCUACAGAAACACCCCCAACCUGAACCCCAUUUCAGACUUGAGAAUCCAAUGAUGUUGAAAGUUUCGGCACAGCUAAUCAGACAAAGCAAGGAAUGGUUGAUCUCGAUGGCAGUGAUCCAUCCUAAAACGGAAGAAGAUCAUAAAAUCAGUGACAUGGUCUUUUCCCUUUUCAGAAUGUUACUGCACCAUGCUAUCAAGUUUGAAUACGGUGGUUGGAGGGUCUGGGUUGAUACACUAGCUAUAGUUCACAGCAAGGUUAGUUUUGAGGAGUUUAAACUUCAGUUUAGCGCUAUGUAUGAACAAUAUGAGCGCAGAAGAGCCGACACUCUCACAGACCCUAUUGAGAGAUCUCAACGCCCUAUAUCUACAAUAUCGGGUUGGGACGAGCAGAAGGGUCAACCCACAGAAGAAUUGGAGGAACAGAGGUUCAAGGAUGUAGACAGCGAUGAGGAAGAGGACGAAGAGAAGAAGUAUGAUAAUGACGAAGAAGAAGAAGAGGAUGAAGAGGAAGAAGAGAAGGAAGAAGAUGAAGAAACUGAAGGAAAAGAAGAUAAACCUGAAAUAUUUAAAGCUAAAUCAAUCCAGGAAGACGAAGAAGAGGAAGAAAGCGAUAUCCCAGAAGAAAUUGAAGAGAAAGAGGAGGAAAAUGAAGAUGAAAAUGAUGCAGACAAAACUGAAGAUGUUAAUACUGAAAUUAAAUCACCUUUAGAAAUAUCGAAAAAAGAUGAAAGUCAGGAAGAAAUCAAAAAUGAAAUAACAAAAUCAAAAGAGGAUGAAACUCUUAAUGAUAAAGAAAAUGAGGAGAUAGAAGAUGUUAAGAAAGAAGAUUUAAAUGAUGAAGCUCUUGAAAAGACUGCUAAGAAUGAAAGUGUUGAAGACAAAAUAGAGGAAAUUGAUCACGAAAAGGACGAAAGUGAAAAUACCAAAGACGUGGUAAUCAAAAAAGAAGAAAACGGAGAUAAAGAAGAAAGCAAAGAAGAGAACAAUGAAGAAGGAAUAAGUGAAGAAGAAAUCAAUUCAGUAGAAGAUUGCAAAGAAGAAGAAAACAAACACAAAGUCAGUGCAGAAGAAGAUAAAAAAGAGAAAGAAUCUGUAAAAUCUCCAGAAAAGAAAGAUAAUGCUGUCGAAGAGGAAGAAACAGAAAAUAAAGAAGUUGAGAAUAUAUCCUCGAAGUUGGAAGUAGUUGUUUUGCAAGAAACGCCUGAAAUAUCUGUAACGGAGCCGGAAGAAGAGAAGGAACCUAUUAAAGAAAACGGAACUGACUUCGAGGAAAUAAACAUUGAUGAGGAUCAGGAGCCUGAACCCAAGGAAAUCCACGUGAUCAAUUUAGAGAAAACCCCGCCAAAAUUUGUCAAUGGAAAGAAGGUGAUAGAAAUUUCCACGGAUUUCCUUGAUAUAACAACCAGUGAUUGUGAAAGUGACAUGAACACUACUCGUGAUGAGAAUGAUACUCAUGUCGGAGAUGAGUUGGAUACAGCUGCUACUAGAAAGAUGGCGGGCACUUCCGAUGUCAAGAAGAAAAAGAUCGAAAUUGCCACGACAGAUGACAGCUACGAGAAUGAAGUAAAAAAGGACAAAUCUGCGAAAAGACAGACUUUUAGUCCUGGUCCUGCAAGACCACCUUUCCGAAUCCCGGAGUUUAGAUGGUCUUACAUUCAUCAACGACUGCUGGCAGAUAUUCUCUUCAGUUUGGAAACAGAUAUUCAGGUUUGGAGAUCUCACUCAACUAAGUCUGUGCUGGAUUUUGUCAACUCUACCGAGAAUAAUAUCUUUGUGGUUAACACAGUUCAUCUCAUCUCACAGCUUACAGACAACCUCAUCAUAGCUUGCGGGGGGUUACUUCCUCUACUAGCUAGUGCCACAUCACCAAAUAACGAAGUUGACGUACUAGAGCCAACUCAGGGAAUGCCACUCGAAGUUAGUCUUUCCUUCCUUCAACGUCUUCUCAACAUGGCGGAUGUUUUAGUGUUUGCAUCAAGUUUAAACUUUGCUGAAUUAGAAGCGGAGAAGAAUAUGUCAAGCGGAGGAAUACUUCGACAAUCUCUUCGACUAGUGAGCACAUGUGCAGUUAGAAACUGUCUUGAGUGUAAGGGAGGAAGUAAACCUGGUCCCUUUAACCCCCGGUCCCUUCUGGAGAGCCCUGUAAAGGAUCCAGAGAAACUCCUUCAGGAUAUGGAUGUCAACAGGCUGAGAGCUGUUAUAUACAGGGACGUAGAAGAGACCAAACAGGCUCAGUUCCUAAGCUUAGCGGUAGUGUACUUCAUCUCUGUUCUCAUGGUGUCCAAGUAUCGUGAUAUCCUGGAGCCCCCGGGGAAGCUGAUCAAGUCCAAGUCGGGAUCACAUCCCGCCAGUGCAUCCAGUACUGCUCAUAGCUCACAAACCCAUCUCUCAGACAGACAGAGCAGUCACAGUAGUCAGCAUGAUGCAGGUAGGAAGUGUGCACAAUGUGUGCCACGUGGUUCCUGUGCACAGUGCGCACCACGCAGUAACUGUGUCCAGUGUGCACCUCGCACUUAUCACAGUGUGGCACCCGGUUAUCACCGAUAUGAGCGGACUCAGCGCGAGUCGGAUUAUUUUUGUAACUGCGCACAAUGCCGCAACUUGGCAACUUCUAUGGACAUGUGUUGUCAGUGUUGUGCGUGUGUGGCAGCUGUGCCCCAAACCAAACCAGCCAGACAGUACAAUGUACGCUCAGUGUCAUUGCGCGGGGAGAAUCAGGAAACUUUAGAAGUUUGUAUAACUAAUGAUGAAGUAAAUGAUGAUCCUCCUGAAGAUCUUGAUGAUAUUGCUCGCGCACAUCAAGCAGUCAGUGAUUACCACUCGUGUUACCCUGCCCAGCCACCAUCUAAUCACUGUGCUAACUGCCCACCUCCCUGCAGUGACCCUAACUGUGUGGCUUGUGCCCAGCAAUGUCCUCAUGUAGUUGAUUACCAUGGUCCAGAUUAUCCUCGGGCCGAUCAUCAUCCUAACCGUGGUCCCCGGGGGCCCAAACAUCAUAGAGGUCCGAAGGUAGAUGAAGAGGAUGAGGAGGAUGGACAGAAGUCUGUAGAAACUAAUAUUUCUAUGGAAUCCUCGGGCUCGGCGGUUAUGCAGGAGACAACUGAGGAGGAGAUGUUAGAAACUAGAACCCAGGAAUCCAACCAGGAAACAGCGACCAUGGAUGUUUCAGACGGGAAUAGCAACAAAUCUCUUGAGCCCCGGGGUGAGGAUACGGCUGUACAUGAACAAGGAGUACACGGGGGAGCCGGUGUACCCUCCCAUCCUGUCCCUGUAGUUGACAGCAGAGGGGAGAGAAUUCAACAGGAUAUAUCUGUUCUGGGAGGAGGAGCUCCUGCUCAAUACCAACUAGGACCUGUUGGAGGGAAGAGACCUGAAGACUUGGAUAUCAACAAGUUCACUCCUAACCGUCCCUUACCAGUACCAACACCAAACAGAGAAGCACUUCUUACACAGAAACUGGAGCAAGCUCUAGGGUCAGUCUGCCCUCUUCUCAGAGAGAUAAUGACAGAUUUUGCUCCUUUCCUUGCUAAAACUUUGGUUGGAUCACAUGGACAAGAUCUACUCAUAGAGGGAAAGGUAUUAAUAUUAUUAUUAUUUUAUUUAUUCUAUUUUCUAUUAUUGUAAUUAUCAUUGUUAAUAAUGAUUCUAAUUUAGGACCAUAUUGUCCGAGUUGCGAAUGAAGCUGAGUUUAUUCUCAACCGUAUGCGUGCUGAUGACGUACUCAAGCAUGCUGAGUUCGAAGGCAGCUGUUUAUCUAGUCUGUCAGAUAGACAAGAGGAGGAGAAGAUGUGUGAUCAUCUCAUCUCAGCAGCUAGGAGACGGGAUGGAGUGCUAGCAGCUAAACUAGUUGAUAAACUCUGCAGUAUACUCCAUAAUCCACACGGAGCUUGGAGUAGUCUUAGCACUCCAGGGAGUAGUCCUACUAGUCUUCAGAGCAUUCGUUCAGUACCUAGGAUGGUAGAAGAGAAGAAAGGGCCUAGAACCCCUAUGCAGUACUGGAAGCUGGAUGUUUGGGAAGAUGAUGCACGUCGAAGACGACGGUUUGUCAGAAAUUCUCUUGGGUCAAGCCAUUCAGAAGCCACACUAAAGGCGCCACUAGAGCAUGGGAAUCAAGAUGACGCAAUUCAAAGUGCUGAAGACGACAUUCACAGCGCUCUUACACAAACCAGGGGACAGAACCAGGACCUCAUAGAGGACGCUGAGCUCCUUGUUGAGGACAGGGAGCUUGAUCUUGAUCUCCAGGGACCAGUUAAUCAGAGUACACCAGCCAUACUUGUUAGUCCAGGACUUGCAUUGCCUGGAACAGUUUCUAUAACCUCGGCAGAAUUGUACUUCGAGGUUAACGAGGAUAGUCCGGAGUUUCAGAAAGCGGAUCCCACUGUACUCAGAUAUUCUGAUUAUCUUCACGGUAAAUGGUUCUUCAGUGAGAUCCGUGCCAUUUUCUCUAGAAGAUACUUGUUGAAUAAUACCGGUGUAGAACUAUUCCUGGCUUCUAGAACUAGUAUUAUGUUCGCAUUCCCGGAUCAGAAUACGGUUAAAAAGGUGAUUAAAGCACUCCCUAGGGUUGGUGUAGGAAUUAAAUAUGGAAUACCACAAACUAGAAGAGCAUCAAUGAUGUCUCCCAGACAGCUGUACAGGGCUUCGAACAUGACUCAGAAAUGGCAGCGGCGUGAAAUAUCGAAUUUCGAGUAUUUGAUGUUCUUGAACACGAUCGCUGGACGGACCUACAACGAUCUUAAUCAGUACCCUGUGUUUCCGUGGAUAAUUACUAAUUACGACUGCAGGGAGUUGGAUCUUAGUUCUCCAAAUAAUUACAGGGAUUUAAGUAAACCCAUCGGAGCAAUCAAUCAAUCCAGGCGGGAGUAUUUUGAGACAAGGUAUGAGAGCUGGGAACAUGAUCAGAUCCCUGCAUUUCACUACGGUACUCACUACUCUACAUCAGCAUUCACAUUAAACUGGUUAAUCAGGAUAGAACCAUUCACAUCAUUAUUCCUAGCUUUACAGGGCGGAAAAUUUGAUCAUCCGAACCGUCUGUUCUCAUCUGUUAAAACUUCAUGGUCCAACUGUCAGAGGGAUACAAGUGAUGUCAAGGAAUUGAUCCCUGAGUUCUUCUACUUGAACGAGAUGUUCAGUAACUCCAGCAACUACAAGCUGGGGCAGCUGGACGACGGAACCCUUGUCAACGACGUGGAGCUGCCCCCCUGGGCCGCUACACCAGAGGAGUUCGUCAGGAUCAAUAGACAAGCGUUAGAAUCUGAGUUUGUGAGCUGCCAACUGCAUCAAUGGAUUGACCUGAUAUUUGGAUAUAAGCAGCGAGGACCUGAAGCUGUCAGAGCAACCAAUGUGUUCUACUAUCUAACAUACGAAGGUUGUGUGGAUGCUGAUAGUAUCCAGGACCCUGUGAUGAAAGAGGCUGUGGAGAACCAGAUUAAAAGCUUCGGGCAGACUCCAAGUCAACUACUGCUAGAACCUCACCCACCUAGGAGCUCCGCGAUGCAUCUGUCCCCAAUGAUGUUCAACUCCUCCCCUGAUGAUGUGUGUAUGGUGAUGAAGUUCCUCUCCAACUCUCCCAUCUGCCAUAUAACAGCCAAUACAUUCCCCCAACUACCCCUACCCAGUGUUCUGACGGUGUCGGCAGCUCAUCAGUUUGCGGUCAACCGGUGGAACCCGGCAUACACAGGUCCCAACAACGGUCCUGUCGGCGCUAGCACGCCGACCGCCAAACGGUCGGCGGGGUCUAGUGCGCCGGCCAACCCUAGCAUGCCAGCUAGCCAACCUAGCAUGUCCGCCUCCGGGCAAGCUCCGACCCAGUCACCGAGCUACGCCGAGAACCUUUCUAAUGCGGUCAACCUCCCUCUAUCUAUGGAUCCAGUCCUAGCUGUAGUCACUAAUACUACGGGACAAAUGGCAAGACGACAUUUAGGAGAGGAUUUCUCUCAGAAGAUUAGAAUGAGUCAAAACUGUUUUGUUGCAACAGUAGACAGCAGGUUUAUAAUAGCUGCGGGGUUCUGGGAUAAUUCAUUUAGAAUAUUCUCUGCAGAAACUGCUAAAAUAACACAAAUCAUAUUCGGUCAUUACGGAGUGGUCACGUGUUUAGCCAGAUCGGAGUGCAACAUAUCCUCAGACUGCUAUAUUGUCUCCGGAAGCGAGGAUUGUACAGUACUGCUCUGGCAUUGGAAUGCUAGAACCCAGAGUAUAGUAGGGGAAGGGGAAUCACCUACUCCAAGAGCAAUUCUGACAGGUCAUGAGAACACAAUAACCUGUGUAUCUAUAUCGGCUGAGUUGGGUUUGGUAGUUUCUGGGUCAUUAUUCGGUCCCCUUCUUGUACACACCACAUUCGGGGACCUACUCCGCUCCCUCAGCGGUCCAGCUGACCUUCAUAGCGCAGCGUGCUUGUGGCUGAGCAGGGAAGGUGUUGUAAUGGCGUCCUACCCUUCCCAUCAUCUUGCCCUCUACACAAUUAAUGGGAAGCUGCUCAGAUGUGAAAUGCAUUCAGAUAGUAUCAAUUGUGUUCUGUUGUCAAGAGAUGGAGAGUAUGUGGUGACUGCUGGAGAAAAGGGAAUAGUUGAGGUUUGGAGAACCUUCCAUCUGAGUCUUCUCUACGCGUUCCCAGGAUGUGAAUCUAGUAUUCGAUCUCUUGCUCUUUCCCAUGAUCAAAAGUUUCUGAUGGCUGGCCUGGCGACGGGUAGUGUUGUCGUCUUCAAUAUUGAUUUCAAUCGUUGGCAUCAUGAAUUCCAGCAAAGAUACUGAUCAAAUCAAUUGAUCAAUUCAGCAGUUCGGCGUCCAACCUACGAUCAAUUUUGAUCAAGUUUAUAUAAACAUGUAAUAGUUAAGAGGAAAUUUAGGAAGUUAGUUAAAACACUGAAAAGUAAAAAUUUGUAUUUUUUAAAUUCUUGAUUUUAUCAACAAAAAAUACAUUGGAGCUUUGGAGCUAAGGCAGGGAACUAAAACUAAGCUAAAAGCUCGGAUUUCGAAAAAAAAUUAAACGUUUGUUUUUCGCUAAGAUAUGAAUUUUUAUUGAUUUUGUAAAAAAUCUUAGUUUUUCUCGGUUUUACGCAUUGUGAUUUGUUGUACGUUUAGAUUUUUAAAAUUACUAUGUAUUCCAUUUAAGCAAUUUUGAGUAUUAUUCCUAGUUUUUAAUUAGUAUUUUACUGACCUUCCCCUUUUUAUUUUUUUGAAAUUUAUCCCUCAUUGCUUUGUAUAAUUUACAUUCCAUAUUUUGUAAACAAUGCAUUCCUAGUUUUUAAUUAUUUUGAUUUAAUGUACAAGUGUUAAAUGUAAUAUUAUAAAGGUUUACUUGUUUAAUAUGCAAUAUAUCUAGUCUUGGAA